AAAUCUGAGACUUCAGAGUGUGGCAGCUGGUAGCAGGAGUUGAGGAACGACCCCCACGAGAGACACCAAAGUCCAGCUCAGCUAUAAGCAAAGCAGUGGAGAUGUCCUCGUUCCAUGGAGUGCCCUAGAUCUGAUUCUGACGGACUGUGAUUGGUCUUUCCACUGCCCUUGAGUGACACCCCAGUCUCCGGGUGGUCAAGGGAACUCAUCCGGGGAAGACACAAUGUCCUGCUUCCCACUCUGUGUCCUGUUAGCACUGCUCCUACAAGAGUCACUGUCCGGCUCUCACACCUGCCCCCCGCAAUGUGUCUGUGAGACUCGUCCAUGGUUUACCCCCCAGUCUGUGUACCACGAGGCCCGCACGGUGGAUUGCAACGACCUGCUGCUGACUCACGUCCCCAGCAAUCUCUCCUUGGACACGCAAGUCCUCCUGCUGCAGAGCAACAAGAUAUCCAAAGUCAACGGGGAGCUUCAGCACCUGUCCAACUUGACGGAGCUCGACCUCUCGCAGAACCACUUCUCCAGAAUUAGCGAUGCCGGGUUGGCCAACCUCUCCCGCCUCAUCACUCUUUACUUGGAGGAAAACCAGGUGGAAGAGCUGCUAGACCAUUGCUGGAGUGACCUGGACUCCCUCGAGGAACUUUAUAUAAAUCACAACCGCAUCUCCUCCAUUGAGCCCCUGGCAUUUGCUGGCUUGACCAGUCUGCUCCGGUUACACCUCAAUGCCAACCGCCUCCGGGCCAUCAACCACCGCUGGUUCCUCUCUCUCCCCAACUUGGAGAUCCUUAUGAUUGGAGAGAACCCCAUCGCCCAGCUACAAGCUGGUAGCUUCCAGCCACUGGGACGGCUCCACAGCCUCGUCUUGGCUGGAAUGGAACUAAGGGAGGUGCCCUCUGAUGCUUUCCAAGGGCUGGACUACCUGGAGAGCUUGUCUUUCUUUGACAAUCACCUGACACAUGUCCCCACCGGGGCCCUGAAAGGUCUGCCUCUCUUGAAGUUCCUGGAUCUCAACAAGAACCCUAUUGCAGAGGUAGAAGCAGGGGACUUCCGGGACAUGCUGCACUUGGAAGAAUUGAGCCUCAACGGCAUGGAGGAACUGACGGGCAUUCACAAAGGCGCUUUUGAGAACCUUCCCGAGCUGGCCAAGCUCGAACUGUGCAACAACCCACGACUCUCCUAUUUGCAUCCCGGGGCAUUCGAGGAAGUGCCUGCUCUUCGCACUCUGCUUGCCAGCAAUACAGCCCUCGGCCUGCUCCCUCUAGGAGUGACAGAUGCCUUGCCUGCCUUGGCCGAGCUCAGUCUUUAUGGAAACCCACUGCGCUGCGACUGCCCAGAGGCUUGGCAACCAUUAGCCACAGGGGCCACGCGGCUGAUUGAGUCCCAAAGUGCUCUCUGCACCUCCCCUCCAAUGGCUGCUGGGCAGCAACUCCAAGAAGUGCUGAAGAAUGGCAUGGCUGGUGCUUGCUUGCCAGAGAUCUCUUCCAAGGGUCUUCCAGAGCAGCUGGAGGUACCCUCGGGCUCGACAGUAGCUUUGGAUUGCCAGGUCAGCUCAGAACCACCAGCUCAACUCCAUUGGAUCGCACCAUCUGGGGAAAAAGUAACCACGGGGACAGGAAAGCUGCACCUGAGGGUAGGGGGAACUCUAGAGAUCAGCCCAAUCAGCCCAGGAGAUUCUGGAAUCUACACUUGCGUGGCAUGGAAUAGACUGGGCUCGACCAGCCGGAGCGUGGCCGUGGCCGUGAUCAGCGAAAGGCCCAUCACCCCUGCCAGACUGCUGGUCCUCGCUAAGAAGGUACAGUCACAUUUUGUGGUGGUGGAGUGGACAAUGUCCUUCUCGGAUGGGCAGGGAAAAGAGAGGAGUGGCGCGCCGGCAACUCCCCAACCGCCUCCUUCAUCGCUGUGGUCUUCGGCCACCAUGCGCAUCCAUAACCCCCACCUGAGCUACACAGCACGGGUUCCAGUGGGUAUCCGCGAAUUCAACCUCACACACUUGCAGCCUGCCACCCAUUAUGAGAUUUGCCUCACCGUGAUGUCCUCCGUCCCGAAAUAUUCAGGGGCUGCCAGUUACACCACUGCUCCCCAGUCCUCAGCCGAUGCCACAGGCCCUUCAACAUCUUCCACGAGUUCUUUCGAAACGGUCUUGGCAACCACAGGCGCCUCUCUGGACUCUCCGGCAACCUCCAAAGGCUCUUCAACGUUCCCCAGGAGUCACUUGGCAGCGAUGCUUUCCUUAGUACCCGCCAAAAACUCCUCAGCUCCUCCAACGUACCCGUCAACCCUCCCCAGCUUUCCUCCGCUCCUUCCGCACCUGCCUCGCGUGCAGCGCUCUUGCCUCAACGUCACCACCAAGGAAGCGCCGCUUUCCGUGGAACGAAUGAGUGGGUGGGCUGGGGGCACGGCCCUGGCAGCGGUGACCGGCUCCUUGCUAGCGGCCCUGAGCGCGGUGCUUCUGCUCCUCUACGCCUCCCGAUGGCUCAAGGAGAAAGGCUGCCGCCAUUCGCUAAAGAAAUACAUGCAGCACGCCGCGGCCAUUCCGCUCAACGAGGUGUAUCCACCCCUGAUCAGCCUGUGGGACACCGAGGGAGACCCUCCUAUGCCAAUGGCCCCGCUUUCACAACUAGCUCCGCCCAUGCCUACGCCCCCUGCCACAGUAGGACACUCUCUUCUGCUGUCGCCCCCUUCUGGUCCGAUUGAUACUUCCAAGACCUAUCUAUGGCAACAGCCAUGAACGAGGAACAAGAUGGGUAGGCCCACACACCUCUGACUCCGGCCAUUGGCGGGAAACUUCCCUUCCCCACAGAUGUUAGGGUAUAGGAGUGGGACUUUCAGGCCUUCCCAAUCCAUGUCCUUGCCUUCCACCUUAGCCCUUUGCACACCCAAACGCACGACCACAUAGACAGCACCAGUAUCGGGGGAUGUUUUUAGCGAAGGCCUCACUGUGUAGUUGUAGCCGAAUCAGGAGGGGAAUGUCAGGUGGAUGACAGGACCCCUGGGACAGAGUAGCCCCUGGAGGGCAGGAAAACAGUUUUGAAUAAAGUGUUGAGUUGGAGAACA
Molecule: messenger RNA, 3054 nt
Organism: Sphaerodactylus townsendi
Lineage: Eukaryota; Metazoa; Chordata; Lepidosauria; Squamata; Sphaerodactylidae
Product: leucine-rich repeat neuronal protein 1-like
Exons: 2
Coding region: 224-2728 (834 amino acids)
Molecular function (GO): protein binding
Source: RefSeq, a predicted model, not a curated record